ACAUUAGUCAAAGGUAUACUUAACAAUUUAAACAUCUCCAUGCAUAGCAAGUAUUGGAAAUUUUUCAUCAAACGCUUGUUUCAGCACUCGUUAAACAAAAUGUCGAUCAUUGCCACAGAAUCAGAAAGUGUUCAACUUCAGACCAACGAUGGAGUAAUUCAUACAGUGAGCAUCGACUGUGCUCUACAGAUGUGCCCCGUGCGCAAUAUGAUAAUGCUGGAGAGACAGCGAAAUUUGUACACAAAUGACGUUAUCCCGCUACCGAGAGUCGAUGCCAAAAACCUCAGAUUUAUAAUCAAGUGGUGGUCAUCUGUGCAGGAUCUAGAAGAAAGUGUUGGGACUAUGGGCAAAAAACAGCUUAUACAGUUGCUAACGGAGGAAAAUGCCAGCCAUGAUUUUCUAAUGCAAGUCAUCCUUGCUGCAAACUACCUUCAGAUGAAAGAUUUGUUGAAGGCCACCACUCACGUCCUGGCAGAUGCUUUAAAUGAAUGUGAAAGUGUCGAGGAGAUACGCAAAAAGUUUAAUUUGUAAUGCAGACUAAAAUUAUUUAUGUUAAAUAACAAAUCAGCGGAAUUAAGGAGAUCAGCAGGGCGUAAAAAAUAUUCUUUUGUUUCAUGAAAAUGAUGAGUAUUGUACAAAUUUACAGUUCUAAAAACCUUACUUCGUCUGCUGAAAUAAAGAGAAUAUAUGUUUACACUAA
Messenger RNA from Drosophila yakuba, 700 nucleotides. Its product is annotated as S-phase kinase-associated protein 1. The record is from RefSeq and is a predicted model, not a curated record. Gene Ontology annotation, biological process: SCF-dependent proteasomal ubiquitin-dependent protein catabolic process. Gene Ontology annotation, molecular function: cullin family protein binding. Bases 40 to 531 code for a protein of 163 amino acids. Gene Ontology annotation, cellular component: nucleus; cytoplasm. The transcript has 2 exons. NCBI's taxonomy places the organism in Eukaryota, Metazoa, Arthropoda, Insecta, Diptera, Drosophilidae.